Nicotiana attenuata is the source of this 2173-nucleotide messenger RNA. RefSeq names its product protein CHLOROPLAST IMPORT APPARATUS 2-like. Bases 686 to 1843 code for a protein of 385 amino acids. Gene Ontology annotation, biological process: regulation of DNA-templated transcription. The record is from RefSeq and is a predicted model, not a curated record. NCBI's taxonomy places the organism in Eukaryota, Viridiplantae, Streptophyta, Magnoliopsida, Solanales, Solanaceae. Gene Ontology annotation, cellular component: nucleus. The transcript has 3 exons.
ACAGACACAAAUCUUAGCCUUAUAUCUUCCUCUAUAUACAUCUCCCGUGACCACUGUACCUAAAACUCCUCUUUCUCUUUCUUUCUAUUUCUAUAUUUAUACAUAUGACAAACCCUAAAACCCUUCUGAAUUCCUUUAUUUAAAAUUCAGUGCUUCAUCUUCUUCCUUAGCUCAAUUCUUGGCCAAAGGGUAAAUCCAAGCAAAUUCUCUCUUUUUUGAGUUUUGACUUGAUGAUAGAGUGGUUUGUAUAUCCAUUGUCCACUUGUUUUGUUUGGUGAGUUGAAGCCAAGUUUUUUUUUUUUAAAUGUUAGAGGGAACUAGUGCUGAAAAGUGUUUAGCUCAUUGACUAAAAAAAAUGCUUUGGAAAGUUUGGUUUAUAGUGAAAAAAGAGUGUACUUUUUAGGGUUUAAGGGUCUGUUAUUGUACUGUUUUGGUUUAUGUCCUUACAAAAACAUAGUACUUCCUUGGAAAACUUCACCAAAUCAAAUACAUUCUUGCCAAUUGGUACUUUUUCUCUAGCUUCUUCUUUGUUCUUUCCCAAUUUGGAAGUUCACCUGAUUUUUGAGAAUUCAGUCUGAAUUGCUUAAUGGGGUUUUCAAGAAUUCAUCAUUAAAUUCCAAGAAUUGACUUUUGUUUCAAUUCUUGAAUUUCUUCUCUGUUUUUCCCUUGUUUCUCUUUUAGCACAAUGUCUUCUUGGUUAACUGGUGGUGGAAGGGCAGCUUAUAAAUUGGAUUUAGAGAUUAUAAAAUCUCCAUCUAAUUCAUGGACUUCACAAUCAUCUUCACCUUCAUCAACUCUUUCAGACUCCAGCAAUUCUCCUAUUGCAAUUUCAACUAGAAAACCUCGAACCCCUCGAAAAAGGCCUAAUCAAACUUAUAAUGAAGCUGCAGCUCUUCUAUCCACAGCCUAUCCUAAAAUAUUCAACACAAAACACCUCACUAAGCCUUGCAAAUUCACAAAGCCACACUAUCCCUUCUUAUAUGAAUCCUCAGACUUAGUUGUGCCUUAUAAAAUGGUCGAAAAUUCGGGAUUUUUAAUCCAUCCACCAUUGCAAGAAAACCCCAAUUGUCCAAUUGAGCAAAGGUUAAUGAGUUCAUGUGACAAACCAUGCCAAAGUCCAGGGGAAAUUGACUCCAAAGGGAGUAGUUCUUUAGAGGUAUGUGAUGAAUUUCAAGAAGAUUUUGAUGAAGAGUCUAUUUUGGAUGAGGAAAUUGAAGAGGGUGUAAUCGAUAAUAUUAUGGGGAAGCUAAAUGUGGAGAAUGAAUCAAUGAAUGAAUCAAGUUAUGGUUUUCCAAUAGGACUAGGAUUUGAAAAUGGAUACCUCCAUUAUGAUUUUGGCAUGAGAAAUGGAGCGCGACCAUUGAGAAAUGUUGAUGACGGGGAUUGGUGGAAGAAUCCUAGUGUAAAUGUCAUCGACAUUACUCCGAAAUUUAGCAAACCACCUAUACAAAAAAAGAAGAAGAAAGUCGAGAGACUCGUGGAGUUGAGGAGCUCGAAACCACCAUCAACAAAGGACAAAUCGACUCCAAAGAGGACGAACAAGGAUAAUUCGAGUCAAUCAACCAAAGAAGAGGUUGACGUGCCAAAACCAAAAUCCGAGUUGCUCCUAAAAUUGAACUACAACAAUGUUUUGAAUGCGUGGUACGAUAAAGAAUCGCCGUUCUCCGAUGAAAUGCCGGGAUCGAAGGCUGCCGGAAAUGACGUCCAAGCUAGAUUGGCACAAAUAGACUUAUUCUCAGAGAAUGGAUGCAUGCGAGAGGCCGGUGUGUUACGUUACAAAGAAAAACGACGUACACGUUUGUUCAUUAAAAAGAAUUUCACCAAGUUAGAAAGUCAACACUGAUCGAUCAUAAUGAAGGGUAUUUUUGUGAAAAGACCAAAUUCACCAGAGAAUGAGCUAGGAUGAACAAGAACAAGUUUUGUUUGAUACUAGAGUAUGAUCUUUUCUAGCAUUCUUAGGAUCUUUUUACCUUCUUUUUUCUUUGGGUAUUUGCAGUUUUGUUUCUCUAAUUUCAGGUUUUUUCAUUUCAAAUCUUUUGUCUUGUUUUUUUUUUUUUUUUUUGGGUUAAACUUAAAAAUUUUAUUUAACCAAGUAUAUCAAUAUGUACAAGUGACCCAGUGGACUCAUGAGUCAGCUCUCAGUAAUCUCUACAACUAUUCUAAUUGUUCCUCA